This is a messenger RNA of Schistosoma intercalatum, 990 nucleotides long. Lineage: Eukaryota; Metazoa; Platyhelminthes; Trematoda; Strigeidida; Schistosomatidae. The record is from the annotation of a GenBank genome assembly.
AUGAUCAUUUUGGAAGUUUGUAACCGAGCUGUAGAAGAAAUUCUAGUCACCAGAUUUGAACAAGCAAAGGAGGAAUCCAGAUAUGAUAAGAUUGAUUACACCGUUGCGGACUUCGAUAGUAUUGUUUACACCAUAAGUAACCCAAAUAAUGAUAAGAAAAAGAUACUUGUCAGUAUAUUCAUUAAAUUCUUCCAUGAAUUGAACGAACAUGGAGUUAAUGAAGUAUUGGCUCGUGAGUAUGGUGAUUUUCUCUCUUCAGCAGAGCCCAAUCAGAGUGUAACCUUAUGCAUAGAUUUGGAAAAACUACCUCCAGAUCAUAAUCAGUUAGCUCAUAAAUGUGGUCUUUUAAAAAGAAAUUGUAUGGCAGCUGUUUUUGAGAAGUUUUUCGAAUAUCAAAUUAAAUCUAACGUGGAUUCGGGUUCUAAGAGGGCGGUGAUACAUUAUAGAGACGAUGAGACAAUGUAUGUACAAGCAUUAGCUGAUCGAGUUACAGUUAUCUUUAGUACAACAUUUAAAGAUCCAGACGAUUUGUUAAUUGGAAAAGUUUUUAUGCAAGAGUUCACUGAGGUAAGAAGACGUCUUGAUCGAGCACCUCAAGUAUUGUAUUCUCAUCGCGUUCCACCAAAAGAAUUACAGGGAACUGAUGCAGUUAUCAGUGACUCAGUUGCGUACAUUACUUUUGUGCUUUUUCCGCGUCAUUUAUCCACUGAAUCUGCGCGUAAUUCUACCAUCGAUUUAAUACAAACACUAAGAAACUAUUUACACUACCAUAUUAAAUGUUCCAAAGCUUAUAUGCAAAUGCGUAUGCGUGCUAAAACAGUGGAAUUCUUGAAAGUACUCAACCGUGCCCAUAUUGAACAUCCAACAAAUACUGUGAUUAAUACCAAUAUUACGACUGCUUCUGGUGAACCCACGCCUAUUUCACCAUCAGUGAACAAAAUUGGUGGUAUACAAAGUGAUAAUAUGGGUCGAACAAUGCGUACAGGUUAA